AUGGACAUCGAUGUCAACGCCAGCAUUGACAGCGGCGACGCAGGUGUCAGCAAUAAUAACAAAUAUAACCUCAGUGAAGAUGACAACACCAUAGUCGAGAUCGCUGCCGAUGGAGACCUCAUCAUGGCUGUUGGUCCCAAGAAGAAGAAUUUCCGCCUUCAUUCCCUCAUUUUGAAGAUGACAUCAAAGGUGUUCAGAGCUAUGCUGGGUCCCAACUUCGCUGAGGGUCAGCAACUCAUCGCCAACGUGACCACCGGCAGUCGCAAGCCUGGGCUGCCUGGCAAGAUCAAUCUUCCAGAAGAUGACGUCAAGAGCAUGGGUUUCAUAUUCAAAACCCUUCAUCAUCAAUUUGACGCCCUCGAAAGCCCUGAGGAUAUUCCGUUCUUCGACAUCUUGGUCGCCGCCGACAAGUACGAUCUGAUUGCUCCUAUCAAGCACGCCUUCCGUCAUGCUUUGACUACUUCCGUUGCUGAAGAAAAGAAACUGGAGACAAUGCCGGCUGAGAACCUCUGGAAACUGGCCAUGGCUGCCGCUUUCGUCACGCAUGCUGCUACUUUUAAAGCUGCUACACGCGCCUUGAUCCUACAUCACACUUGCAGAUAUCUCCAAUUUGCCCAAAAGUGGUACUUCAACCAGGUUUUUGCCCUACGCGUAUGCAGUAAGUAA
Molecule: messenger RNA, 666 nt
Organism: Colletotrichum aenigma
Lineage: Eukaryota; Fungi; Ascomycota; Sordariomycetes; Glomerellales; Glomerellaceae
Exons: 1
Coding region: 1-666 (221 amino acids)
Molecular function (GO): protein binding
Source: RefSeq, a predicted model, not a curated record